GGCUGAAGGAGGCGCUGCUCUCUGAGCAAUAGGCCCCGGGCGCGGGGAGGCAGCCCCGAACCGCCGCCGCACGCUUUGGAAGAGACUCCCCCAGACGAGGAGGCAGCCCCACAAUGGAAGAAGCGCCCGCCGCGGCCGUCGACGAGAACCCCUUCCCCCUCCCGGACGACACCACGACCAUGGACGCGGCCACGAGCCCCAUGCCCCCCCUCAUCCAGGAGAGUUCGUCGGAUUCUGAUGAUGACGACGAGAUGCCGCCGCUGGAAGACGGCGAGAUACGGUACGUGAGCCAACGCGACGAGGAGGACGACGGCCUCGUCGUCGAUGUCAGACACUCGCUUGGUAGAUUGACGCGGCUGUCGGCGCGGAUGCGUUCCUUGCGGGACCAGGCCAUCUGGCAGCGCGAGGCGACGACUACUGUGACUGAGCUAUUGGCGGCGGCGGCGGACCUCGAGUCGCUCGCGGAGGAGCGCAUGCGGUUGUUGAGAACAGUAACAGCACUAAGGAGGAAGCCGAAACGACACGUGCCGGAGAACUUCCUCGAGAAACUGCCGGACGUCGUCCUCAAUGAUCAAAAUCGGGAGGAGCCGUGCCCGAUCUGUCUUUGUAGACUAGAUGGGAAAGAUGCGGAGGCGACGCAACCGCACGCGAAAACGCCAGCGGUCUGCCUCGAAUGCACAUGCCGCAAGAAUUUUCAUAGAGCUUGUUUGGAGCGGUGGCUGCGAACGAAGAACACGUGCCCGACGUGCCGCUACGAACUACCGUAUGAAGAGGAACCCGAAUUAACGAUAGAAGUGGAAGACGAGGAGAACGAGGCGCAGCGCUUGGCUGAUGGGGAAGUGGCCGCCACAGCCGCCGCAAGGGAGGCCGCCGCUUCUCUCGUGGAAUUAGCGGCCUACGACGCCAUGACGCACGCCGAGGAGGCCACGCCACCGAGGGUACGGACGGCGCGCGCGGCGGCGGCCGCGGCGGCGCUGCGCGAGGUCGCCGCGGAGCCGCCUUUGCAACCGUCCUUCGCCCAGCAGCGGGCGUCCUUGCGACGGCGCGCCACGGCGGAGACCGCAGACAUUGUCAGGGAGGCGAACGCUGUUACAGUGGGGAACCACCUCGACACGAUCCGGAGUUUGCAACGCGAGGCCGAGGCGGCGCCUUCCCCGGAGGCGGGUUCGGGCCUCGCGGCGGCGCGCGCUCUGCGCGCUGAGAACAUCGUCGAGACCGCCUCGCCCGAGCGGCUCCGCGCGCUUGCUGCGGCCGCGCGACCCGUCGUCGAGGCGCCCGCGUCGUAACGUAAUCGAAAGAAAGAACUUAUUAACAUAUCCCGUC
This is a messenger RNA of Pelagomonas calceolata, 1323 nucleotides long. The record is from the annotation of a GenBank genome assembly. Lineage: Eukaryota; Pelagophyceae; Pelagomonadales; Pelagomonadaceae.